Oryza brachyantha (malo sina) is the source of this 2143-nucleotide messenger RNA. Its product is annotated as pentatricopeptide repeat-containing protein At5g56310. Gene Ontology annotation, molecular function: protein binding; RNA binding. The transcript is spliced from 2 exons. Bases 66 to 1559 code for a protein of 497 amino acids. NCBI's taxonomy places the organism in Eukaryota, Viridiplantae, Streptophyta, Magnoliopsida, Poales, Poaceae. The record is from RefSeq and is a predicted model, not a curated record. Gene Ontology annotation, biological process: RNA modification.
CGCCUCGAACGCACGAGCUCCGAACCGCCUCGCCGCCGGCCACUGCGGCGGCCGCACCACGCCGCAUGCCGCCGGCGCCUCUGCCACCGGAGCUCCACCGGGUGCUCUCCCUGCUCCCCCGCCUCGCCUCCCGGCGCCACCUCCUCCAGGCGCACGCGCACCUCCUCCCCCGCGGCGGCCACCGCCACGCGCGCCUCGUCUCCGCGCUCCUCCUCGCCUCCCUCCGCCUCCCGCUCCGGGACCACGCGGUCGCGCUCGCGCGACGCGUCCACCCCUCGGUGUCCGUCAGGGCCGCCGCGCGCCUCCGGGGCGGAGGAGUCGGGCUCGUCCCGCAGCUUCACUCCCUGCUCCUCCGCGCGGGCCUCGCCGCCGACCCGCACGCCGCGGCCAGCCUCAUCCAGGCCUACUGUUGCCUCGGAGGGGUUGGCUCCGCUCGGAGGGUGUUCGAUGAGACGGCUGCCUCCGGGGACGUCGUUUCCUGGAACGUCAUGAUCGAUGGGUAUGUGAAGUCUGGUGACCUGGCUCGUGCGCGUGAACUGUUCGAUGUUAUGCCGGAGAGGAACGUGGUAUCGUGGACGACGGUGAUCGGGGCAUACGCGCAGAUGAAGCAGCCGGAGGAGGCAAUCGAGGUGUUCCGAAGGAUGCAGGUGGAGGGGAUCGAACCAGAUGGGGUGGCACUGCUGUCGGUGCUCUCAGCAUGCGGCGAUCUGGGCAUGGUUGAUUUAGGGGAAUGGGUGCACAUGUUUGUGCUGCGGCAGAGGUUAUGCCGGGAGAUAAAGCUGAUGAAUGCAAUCAUCGACAUGUAUGUGAAAUGUGGGAGUGUCAAGAAAGCGGUGGAAGUGUUUGAGGGCAUGGAACAGAAGAGUAUAGUUACUUGGACUACGAUGAUUGCUGGAUUUGCAUUGCACGGCCUUGGUUUGGAAGCUGUGGGGUUAUUUCGCCGGAUGGAGAGGGAGAAUGUGUCACCAAAUGAUGUCACUUUUCUCGCAGUCCUAUCUGCAUGUAGCCACGUUGGACUGAUUGAUUUGGGCCGCUGGUACUUCAGAACUAUGGUGUCUCAGUACAAGAUUAAGCCACGAGUUGAGCAUUAUGGAUGCAUGAUUGAUCUACUUGGCCGUGCAGGUUGUUUGAUGGAAGCUCGUGGUUUAGUUCAUGACAUGCCUUUCAAGGCAAAUGCAGCAAUAUGGGGAGCUCUUCUUGCUGCUGCUCGCACACAUGGUGAUGCAAAGCUUGGAGAACAAGCCUUGUUACAUCUAAUUGAGCUCGAGCCUCAUAACAGUGGGAAUUAUAUUCUUCUAUCUAACAUCUAUGCAGAACAGGAGAGGUGGGAUGCUGUGAGAGAACUUCGAGUAUCAAUGAGAGAUAGAGGAUUAAGGAAUGUGCCAGGGGCAAGUUCUAUUGAUGUUGAUGGCAUGGUUCAUGAGUUCACUUCCAGAGAUGGAUCUCAUCCUUCCUUGCAUAAGAUGUGUGAAGUUCUUCGUGCAAUCAAUACUAACAUAAAAUCUGUUGGUCAGAUCACGGUGCUCCCUGAAAGUCUGCAUAACGUUGAAGAAGGGUAAGAUGCAUAUAAUCUAGUAAAAGCAUUGUUCCAUCACAUGCCAACUUGCCAACUGUGCACAAUUGAAGUUCUGGUGAGAUUGAUGGCAGUUCACAAGUCCUACUAUUCACCCCAUCCUUCCUUCCAGUCAGACUCAAGAAGACUGAUACAGAAAGUACCUGAUGCUAUGCUUUAUACUGAAUCAAUUUAUUCUGCAAAACAAAAGUGAAAGCAAUUGGCAAUUCCUUGAUGGUAAAAUGGAUUCGAUGGUUAUGCUCAAUAUUCCAGGAAGUACUUAUUUGUAUUGGAGAAGGACAGAAUUCUUUGGUACACUCAGAAAGAGUCGUAUCUGUAUUGUGUAAUAACUGAUAAGUGAACAUAGCUGGAAAUUUACAAAUGGUUUUAAGGGAGUAGUUGUUGGCCAAGUGAUUGCAUGUGUGAGGUUGAAACUCAAGAGCUGAUUCUUGUUGACUAGUUUUUUCAUGAGGUUUAGUCUUCUUAGGAUCAAAGUUGACCAAGCCUUUGUUCUUCAGUUCAAGGCGAAUGCUUCUUACUCUUGUUGCAAAACCCAAGGUGCAAAUUGUCUCACAUAAAUCACCCUCAUUG